Molecule: messenger RNA, 3654 nt
Organism: Myotis brandtii (Brandt's bat)
Lineage: Eukaryota; Metazoa; Chordata; Mammalia; Chiroptera; Vespertilionidae
Gene: TRPM4
Product: transient receptor potential cation channel, subfamily M, member 4
Exons: 26
Coding region: 1-3297 (1098 amino acids)
Biological process (GO): calcium ion transmembrane transport
Molecular function (GO): calcium-activated cation channel activity; ligand-gated calcium channel activity
Source: RefSeq, a predicted model, not a curated record
AUGGGGACGGACGGGCAGCAGACCUUCUCCCAGGCUGGCUCUGACGUGAGCUGGAGCCCCCACCCCCCUCCCUGUCCCUGUCCCCAGGGGUGGAUCCCCAAGAUCUUCAAGAAGAAGACGUGCACGGCGUUCAUCGUGGACCCCACAGACCCAGGAGGGACCCUGUGCCAGUGCGGGCGUCCCCGGAAUGCCCACCUGUCCGUGGCCGUGGAGGACGCCUUCGGGGCGGCCGUGGUGACCGAGUGGGACAGUGACCUGCACACCACGGAGAAGCCCACCGAUGCCUACGGGGACCUGGACUUCAUGGGUGCCGGCCGCAAGGCCAGCAAUUUCCUCCGACUCUCUGACCGCACGGAUCCGGCUACAGUUUAUAAUCUGGUCACGCGCACAUGGGGCUUCCGGGCCCCGAACCUGGUGGUGUCAGUGUUGGGGGGGUCGGGGGGCCCCAUCCUCCAGACCUGGCUGCAGGACCUGCUGCGCAGCGGGCUGGUGCGGGCCGCGCAGAGCACAGGGGCCUGGAUUGUCACCGGGGGGCUGCACACAGGCAUUGGCCGGCAUGUGGGCGUAGCUGUGCGGGACCACCAGACAGCCAGCACUGGGGGCACCAAGGUGGUGGCCAUGGGCGUGGCCCCCUGGGGAGUGGUUCGCAAUAGAGAGGCCCUCACCAACCCCAAGGGCUCGUUCCCUGCGAGUUACCGGUGGCGCGGGGACCCCCAGGACGGGGUGCAGUUCCCCCUGGACUACAACUACUCGGCCUUCCUCCUGGUGGACGAUGGCACCCACGGCCGCCUGGGCGGCGAGAACCGCUUCCGCCUGCGCUUCGAGUCCUACAUCGCCCAGCAGAAGACGGGCGUGGGAGGGACUGGCAUUGACAUCCCUGUCCUCCUCCUCCUGAUUGAUGGGAAUGAGAAGAUGUUGAAGCGGAUAGAGAACGCCACCCAGGCCCAGCUCCCCUGCCUCCUGGUGGCCGGGUCCGGGGGCGCUGCGGACUGCCUGGCGGAGAUCCUGGAAGACACUCUGGCUCCAGGGAGUGGAGGGGGCAGGCGAGGGGAUGCCCGAGAUCGGAUUAGGCGUUUCUUCCCCAAAGGGGACCCCGAAGUCCUGCAGGCCCAGGUGGAGCGGAUCAUGACCCGGAAGGAGCUGCUGACAGUCUAUUCCUCUGAGGACGGCCCUGAGGAAUUCGAGACCAUUGUUUUGAGGGCUCUUGUCAAGGCCUGCGGGAGCUCUGAGGCCUCCGCUUACCUGGACGAGCUGCGUUUGGCUGUGGCUUGGAACCGCGUGGACAUUGCCCAGAGCGAACUCUUCCGGGGUGACAUCCAGUGGCGGUCCGUCCACCUGGAGGCCUCGCUCAUGGACGCCCUCCUGAAUGACCGGCCGGAGUUCGUGCGCCUGCUCAUCUCGCGUGGCCUCAGCCUGGGCCACUUCCUGACCCCGACGCGCCUGGCCCAGCGCCACCGAGCUGGGGAGUUGGCGAUGGCUUGCUGCCCCCUCCUCACCCUCGGACCCUAUCCACCACCUCUCUCUCUGUCUCUCCAGGGCUCCAACGCCGUGGCCUCGGCUCUAGGGGCCUGUUUGCUGCUCCGGGUGCUGGCGCGCCUGGAGUCCGAGGCUGAGGAGGGAGGCAGCGGGAAGGAGCUGGCAGCCAAGUUUGAGGGGCUGGGCGUUGACCUCUUUGGCGAAUGCCACCGCAGCAGCGAGGACCGGGCUGCCCACCUGCUCCUCCGGCGCUGCCCAUUCUGGGGGGAUGCCACCUGCCUGCAGCUCGCCAUGCAGGCCGAUGCCCGCGCCUUCUUUGCCCAGGAUGGAGUACAGUCUCUGCUGACACAGAAGUGGUGGGGGGAGAUGGACAGCUCCACGCCCAUCUGGGCCCUGGUUCUCGCCUUCUUUUGCCCCCCACUCAUCUACACCAACCUCAUCACCUUCAGGAAGUCCGCGAAGGAGUCCACACAGAAGGACCUGGGGUUUGACGUGGACGGGAGCCUCAACGGGGAAGGGCCUGUCAGGCCAGCAGAUCCCCCUGAGAAGAUGCCCUUGGGGGUGUUGAGUCAGCCCAGCCGGAGGGGGUGCUCCCCACGCCUGUGGCGCUGGUCCCAGUUCUGGGGGGCGCCGGUGACGGCCUUCCUGGGCAACGUGGUCAGCUACCUGCUCUUCCUCAUGCUCUUCGCCCGGGUGCUGCUCAUCGACUUCCAGCCCACGGCGCCCGGCGCCCUGGAGCUGCUGCUCUACUUCUGGGUCUUCACCCUGCUCUGCGAGGAGUUCCGCCAGAGCCUGGGGGGCGGCUGGGUGUUUGCAAAUAUACGGCUGACCCCGGGCCUGUAUGACCUGGGCCGCACAGUCCUCUGCCUGGACUUCAUGGUCUUCACGCUGCGCCUGCUGCACAUCUUCACGGUCAAUAAACAGCUGGGGCCCAAGAUCGUCAUCGUGAACAAGAUGAUGAAGGAUGUGUUCUUCUUCCUCUUCUUCCUCGGAGUGUGGCUGGUGGCCUACGGGGUGGCCACGGAGGGUCUCCUCAGGCCCAGGGACCAGGACCUCCCGCAGAUCCUGCGCCGCGUCUUCUACCGGCCCUACCUGCAGAUCUUCGGGCAGAUCCCGCAGGAGGAGAUGGACGUGGCCCUCAUGGAUCAUGUGAACUGCUCCUCGGAGGUGGGCUUCUGGGCGCGCCCGGUGGGGGCCCAGGCGGGCUCCUGCGUCUCCCUUUAUGCCAACUGGCUGGUGGUGCUCCUCCUCGUCAUCUUCCUGCUCGUGGCCAACAUCCUGCUGGUCAACCUCCUCAUCGCCAUGUUCAGCUACACCUUCGGCAAAGUACAGGGCAACAGCGACCUCUAUUGGAAGGCGCAGCGCUACAGCCUCAUCCGGGAAUUUCACUCUCGGCCGGCGCUGGCCCCACCCUUCAUCAUCAUCUCGCACGUGCGCCUGCUCUUCCGUCGAUUGCGCAGGCACCGGGCCAGCAUGCCGGCCUCCCCCAACCUACGGCAUUUUCGGGUCCACCUCCCUAAGGAAGCCGAGAGGAAGCUGUUGACGUGGGAAUCGGUGCAGAAGGAGAAUUUCCUAUUGGCGCGGGCGAGGGACAAGCGGGAAAGUGACUCGGAGCGUCUGAAGCGCACGUCGCAGAAGGUGGACAUGGCGUUGAAGCAGCUGAGACAGGUCCGCGAGUACGAGCAGCGUCUGAAAGGGCUGGAACAGGAGGUCCAGCACUGUAGCCGCGUCCUGGGCUGGGUGGCCGAGGCCCUGAGCCGCUCUGCGUUGCUUCCGCCAGGGGGGCCUUCACCCCCGACCCCGCCUGGGACCAAAGACUGAGCCCUGAUGGCAGGCUUCAAGGAGUAGCGCCAUGGGGAGUUGUUGCCCCCAGAGGAAGGCCUAGCUGGCCCUGGACCCCAGUACGCGGUGGCCCUGUCUGGAGGUGGGCCUCAUGCCGUGGACUGGAUCGCUGUCGGGACCACUGCAGGAGUCUCACCCGUUGGAACCACAGCAGGCCCGGCCCCUCCCAGAACCAGCCCCACUCUGGGAGGAUCAGCCUCGAGAGCCCAGGCAGGGCCCCCCUGAAGGCCCUGCCACAGCCCAUUGGGCGGGAGAAGGCUACAGGGCCCUGGGGGCACAGGGACCACAGAGGGCACUCAGCUCCCCACACCGGGGAAAUAAAGCCACUUGAGAGUC